AUGGAAGACGUUUAUGGAUGUCGUGAAUUCCUGUUAAUAAAUGAUGUACUGCAGCACCAAAAGGCUGAUUAUUUAGCUCAAGACAUUCUUAGUGUGCGCUGCAAGAUUCGGAAAGGAGAAGGAAGCAUUCACAGUGUUGGACAAAGUACUGCUCGGACACGCAUCGGAAUGGAAAAAAUUUCUUUUCUUCAUAAAUUAGAAAGCUUCAGUGCACUCGAACCAAAUCAGAAGAAAACUCUCCAGCUCCCAUCUCGUUCAAAAACAGAUUGCAUAAUUUCUAGCAGUGUAUAUUUAACUGGUUGUACAUGCCAUGAUGAGAAGAUAAUGGUGGAAAUCAGGCCUGAUGUUAGUAGUUAUAUCCUUUUUAAGCUGAAACUCUAUUUGCUAGAUGGGUCUGGAAAUAAUACAAAAUGUGGCGAAAUCGAUAGAUUUGAUGCUACAUUAAAAGACAUUCAAAAACUGCCCCUCUCUCUCACUAGACAAAAAAUUCUGAGCAGAAAAAGUGAGUUUUUGCCAAAUGAUGAGCUGUCAUUGUUAUGCGAAUGUACUUUUUCCACUGGAGUGGAGUUAGAAAAAAUCGAGGAAAUUCGAUUUAUGCUACCUGUGGCAAACUUAAAUCAGAAUUUUUACAAUUUGACAAAUAAAGAUAUCUAUAAUACAGCUGAAAAACUGUCUGCCUGUUCUAGCGCUCUGAACGAUCUGAAAACAAUUUACGACAAUCAGUGCUUUACAGAUGUCGAGCUCAAAACUAAAACAAAAUCGUUUCCUGCCCACAAACUUGUGCUGUGUGCUAGAUCCUCUGUAUUCAAAGCCAUGUUAACCAGUAACAUGAUGGAAAAACACACGGACUGCAUCAGAGUGGAUGAUUUAGAAAAUGAUACAGUACAGCAACUUCUGCUUUUCUUGUACUCCGAUGAACUCGAAAAUCUGGUGUGGGAAUCUGCUGUUAAACUGUACUACGCGGCGGACAAAUACGCUGUUGAAAAACUAAAGGUGCUGUGCUCUUCCGUUUUGGUUAACAACAUCAGCACAACCACCGCAAGUGAAGUUCUGCUACUUGCAGAUAAGCACAAUGAUUUGGAUCUCAAGAAUUUCGUAGAAGAUUUCAUUUUGGAACACGAAGAGGAGAUUUUUGCUUCAGACGAAUGGGAAAAACUCAUAGAAACAGAUCCUCAAUUAGUUAUUAAGACAAUGCAUUUGAAAUACAAGAGGAAAAAAGGAGGUAAAUGA
Molecule: messenger RNA, 1230 nt
Organism: Argiope bruennichi
Lineage: Eukaryota; Metazoa; Arthropoda; Arachnida; Araneae; Araneidae
Product: speckle-type POZ protein-like
Exons: 1
Coding region: 1-1230 (409 amino acids)
Biological process (GO): proteasome-mediated ubiquitin-dependent protein catabolic process; regulation of proteolysis
Cellular component (GO): nucleus; cytoplasm
Molecular function (GO): ubiquitin protein ligase binding
Source: RefSeq, a predicted model, not a curated record